AUGAAUUUUUCCCUGAGCUCAAGCUUUAAGGGUUCUGCAAACCCAUUGCUUUCCCAAAAAAAACCUACAAAACCACCACAAAUCAAUCCAAAGUUUAUUUCAGUUUCAUGUAGAGCUACUACGACGUUAUCGACAGGCGAAAAUGAGACCACAAACUUCUACAAAGUUCUUUCAUUGAGUUCAAAUAAUGCAAGUUUUGAUGAAGUAAAGAGAGCAUACAAAAGCAUGGCGCUUCAAUGUCACCCUGACAUUUGCCACGAUCCUUCAAGGAAGGCAGAAGCAACGAGGAUGUUUGUUCAGUUACACGCGGCUUACACGACGUUAUCAGAUCCUGUGUUACGAGAGAAGUAUGAUUGUGAAUUAGGGUUAAGAAAUUUUGGGAAGAUGAAGAAGAAUAGAAAUCUUCAAUGUUCUAUGAGAAAAGGAUGGCAAGAUCAAAUAGUUGAGUUAAAGAAAAGAUCUAGUUGUCGUAUGAAACAAAGACCUGGCUCAUGGGGCAGCAGAAUGAGGGCUCAAAAUAUGCAGCAUGAUUAA
This is a messenger RNA of Pistacia vera, 534 nucleotides long. Its product is annotated as chaperone protein dnaJ 20, chloroplastic-like. The transcript has a single exon. The record is from RefSeq and is a predicted model, not a curated record. Gene Ontology annotation, cellular component: chloroplast. The coding region runs from base 1 to 534 and encodes 177 amino acids. Lineage: Eukaryota; Viridiplantae; Streptophyta; Magnoliopsida; Sapindales; Anacardiaceae.